This is a messenger RNA of Naegleria gruberi, 5520 nucleotides long. RefSeq lists its product as uncharacterized. Gene Ontology annotation, molecular function: ATP binding; protein kinase activity. The coding region runs from base 1 to 5280 and encodes 1759 amino acids. Gene Ontology annotation, biological process: protein phosphorylation. The record is from RefSeq and is a predicted model, not a curated record. Lineage: Eukaryota; Heterolobosea; Eutetramitea; Acrasida; Naegleriidae. The transcript has 2 exons.
AUGGUCAAUAGAACUAAUGGGCUCAUUUCAACCAUUGCUGGUAAGGGAUCAAUUUGUGGAACUAAAUUAUUAGGAAAUGGUGGAUUAGCAAAUAGUACAACACUUUACAAUCCGUUUGGUGUUGCGGUCGACUCAUUUUUCAAUGUUUAUAUUGCUGAGAGUUCUGCAAGUGUUAUUCGAUUUGUUGAUAAAUCAACAGGUAUUAUUUCAACAUAUGCAGGUGAUGGCUCUCCAGCAUAUAGCGGGGAUGGUGUAUUGGCAAGUCAAGCUAAAUUGAAUUAUCCUAAUUUUGUAACUAUUGACAACUUGUCAAAUAAUCUUUUAAUUGCUGACACUGCUAAUUUUGUAGUAAGAUAUGUGAAUAGAACAACUAGAAUUAUAUCGACCAUUGCAGGAUAUAAUGUUAAUGGAAAUAGUGGUGAUGGUCUUCCAAGUAAGCAAUCAUCCUUUUCUUCCUUAUUUGGAAUAACAACAGACAUGGAAGGAAAUGUAUACAUUGUAGAUGCACCGAAUUCUGUUGUUAGAAUACUAAUCAAAACAUGUGAUAGCUUAUUAUUUACCUGUAAUAAUCAUGGUUCAUGUCUUUCAUCCCAAACUUGUAAAUGUAAUUAUGGAUGGAGCACAGAAACAUGUAUCCAACCAACUUGUUUUGGUAUUUUAGCAACCACUAAUGUGGCAUGUAGUGGACAUGGAAAAUGUUCAUAUGUGGAUUUAUGUGAAUGUGAUAUGGACUUUUUUGGUAAUGAAUGUGAAUUCUUUAAAUGUUAUGGAAUUAAUUAUAAUAAUCAAUCUGUGUGCAGUAAUGGUAGAGGAAACUGUUCUUCACCAAAUAAUUGUACUUGUCAGAAUAAUUAUUUUGGUAAUGAAUGUGAAUUAACAACUUGUUAUGGAAUUGAAAGUAAUAAUUCCAAAGUAUGUUCUGGAAAUGGUAAAUGUAUAGGAAAGGAUGAAUGCUCAUGUAUGAAUGGGUAUGUUGGCGACUAUUGUCAGCAUACUGUUUGCUUUGGUAUUUAUGGAAACGAAACAUGUUCUUCUAGAGGAAGUUGUAUAGCACCUGAUAAUUGUGAGUGUUUGGAUGGCUACGGUGGCAGAGAUUGUAGACAUUAUGAAGUUUUUAUGGAUUUUGAAACUGUUUCCAUUCAUUCAUCUCAUCAUCUGUUAAUGAGAAAGUUAACAAGUGACUUAUUGGAGUGUGGAGAGAUAGUAUCAGAAUCGGAUAUAUUAAAAUUGGGGGAGAAAGAUUCCCUUAAAUGUUAUUGGAGGGAAUUAAGUGGAUUUAGAAUAUAUUUAGGCUAUAAUCAUAAUAUAACACAUGGUUCAGUUUUAAAUAUCAUGAAUAAUCUAUUGACCAUACAUGUUAAUGCAUCUAUUUCAGAUCAAAUUAGAAAAAGUAAUGAAAAUGGUGUUGUAAUAGGAUUUCCACUUGAUGUAUUUCCAACUAACAAGGAUUUAUUAAUUAGAUCUCAACAUGAUCAACACUAUAAUAAUUUUAAAUCAGUUUCCCAGAAUUGGAAAUUUUCUACAGUUAUUCGUAAUACAAUUCAUCCAAUUCAAGAAUUACUAGAUAGAAACGAUAACAAACCGAUCGUUAUCAUUCCAUCAAUUAAUAUUUCGGAUCUUCAAUCACUAACCAUAUCAACAUUGACAAUCAAUGAUUUAUCAAUUCAAUCAACAAGUGAAAGAACAUUUGCAUUUGAGAAAUCAAAGGAUAUUCCAUCACAAUUUAAUAUUUGGAAUGAAAUUAGUUCACAAUCUUAUUACCAAGAUUGUAUAGGACAUAAUUGUAUAGUUGAAUCAACAUUAAUUGGAAUGAAAACAUCACUCACUUAUUCUUUUAAUGGAUUUUUAAUUGUAAAAAGUAAAGAAUUUCAAAAUAGACAAAUAUUUAGAAUUACAAACAAAGUUGAAAAUGAUUUAUUGAAAGAAAAUUACAAAGGAACAAUGCAAGUAGUAGGAUUGAAUUUAAAUUCAUACUCUUCUUCUUAUUAUCAAGUUGAUUUGACAUAUUCAUCAUUUGACAUGUUGGAUAUUUAUCUUGUUGGAAUUAACAAGACAUAUUCUAGAAAUGAGGCUAUUGUUUUAUCUACUUCUAUUAUUGAUCCCUUUGUGUUUACCUACUCAGAUAUUAAUAGUUUUAAACAAAGAUGGUCAUAUCAAAAUUCAAUUACUAAACAAUAUGAUUCAAUUUUUGGAAGUCAGCUCUAUAUUGCACCGCUACCUGUUGGAUUAUAUGAUAUUUCGUUAAACGUAACUACGAAGUCCAAUGUUUAUACUUUUUAUGGUAAAAUUGAUAUUGUAAAUUUUGAAAAUAUUCCAUCUAUUAACAUUAAGCACGUUCCAGCAAUUUAUCCCUUUGGAUCGAAUAUAUAUAUUGAAAUGUCUAUAAAGAGCGACAUUCCAAUCAAGAAAAUUCAAUGGAAGUUACUAGAGGGAAAAUUUGAUAGCAAGCAAUCACUAACUAACAAUUAUAAUGAAAUUCUAGAACAAUCAUUUAAUCCAAUCCCACAUUUUGUAAAUACGCAACAAUAUAUGUUAAAUAUUGAAAAAAAAUAUUUGAUUGAGGGUGAAAGAUAUCAAUUUCAAAUAGUGGCAUGGAAUGAAAAUGGUCAAUAUGCUAUCUCUAACAUUUCAACACGUAUUGAUAUGUCUCCUAGAUUUUGGUGUGAUAUUUAUGAUCCAAUUGGAGAAAAUAAGGCAUUUACCAGUACGUUUGUCGUUAAUUGUGUGAAUACUAUUGCGGAGAGUGUAUCUAGUUAUUGGAUUGAUGUUUGGGAUAAUGAUACAAGAUUGAUGAUCUUGUCAAAUACUCAAAAAAGAACUUUUAUUACAAAAUUACCAUUUACCAAAUCUGGUUAUUUGAAUAUUGGUAUUAAACUUAUCAAUAUGAAUGGUUCAUUUUCAAGAAUAUUUAGAAAGGUGAAGGUUAAUAAUCCUAUUUCUGAUCUUUCACUACAAUCUAGAAUUAAUUUUAUUUUUUUAAAUUUUAAUAUUAUAAUUGAAGAACCUAUUUCCAUAGAUACUAUCAUUAAACUAUCUUGUCUUCUUUCUCUAAUUGAUAAGAAUGAUGAUUUUACAGAAUUAAAUUCUGUUGAUAAGAAUAUACUUGUAAAAAGUUUAACAUUAUUAAUAACAAACUUGGAUAAAAUUCAACAAAUUGCAUUAAAUGUUGAUGACAAGCUAAUUCAAAUCAUUCUUCCACUCCUUUCCAAAGUUACAACAAUUAUUCAACACAUAUCAUUACAAUCUAUUAGUGAAACUGUAUUAUUACAAAAUAUUAAGUGGAUAAUAAGUGGUUACAAAAAUAGUUUUCAAUAUUAUUCUCCUUAUAUUAUGAAUCAUUUAUUAGAUUUUACUCAUGCUCAAGAAUUGGAAACAUUGUUUAAGACGUUAUUGGUUAAAGGAGGUGGAAUGAAGUCAACAGAAAUGCUUCCGAAUGUUGUUAAUAUUAUACGCAGGUCCUAUUUCAGUAGUGGGCUGGGUUUACAAAAUCAAACAAUUUCUAGAAUUUUCAAUUCAUUUGGAGCGAAGGGAUUUUAUGAAGAAAUUGAUACUGCAUUACAUUUAUUAAAUGGAAAACAAUUCAAUUUCCAUUCUAAUCAAGAGGAUAUUCAAAUAGAUUUCAAAGUUUUAAACGAUGUUCAAUAUAAUCUAAUUACUCCUUACAAAGUUAAUUUGAUUUCAUAUACUACCAAAUCAUAUUUGAACGUAUCAGAUAGUGUAUCUUUGGCAUUCAUGUAUGAGACUGGUGAGAUAAUACCUACUACAAGUUCUAAAUAUUCCACAGUUCAAAUCAAAUUCAAUAAUGUGACACUAACUCUCGAAGAGGAUAACAUUUCAUUAUUGAAAGUUUUUUGUGUAUCAUAUGAUUAUAGUAAGGAUACUUGGAACACUGAUGGAAUUGAAACGAUAUUUAAUAUUACACAAAUCAUGAAUAGAACUAUUACAUUAAAUGUAACUUGUCAAUAUCUAUCAUCUGUGGGCUUGACAACAAUAUCAAUUCAAAAAGGUUUUUCAACCUACAGAAAUACAAGUAGUAGUAUUAUUCCAAAUACUCCACAAUCAGAUAAGAUAAUAGCGAUUGUAGUGCCUAUUUCAAUAUUGUUACUCAUUUCCAUUUUAGUAAUUCUAAUAUGUAUAGGAAUUUACUAUUACAGAAGUAGAUAUUGGAGCAAAAGAUUGAAAAAUGAAAAAGAAAUGGAACAAAAACUCUUAGAAAUUGAAUUGGAAUUGAAUGAUAAAAACCCUCAACCCAUAUCCUAUCUAAUUCCCAUUGAAGAAUUGGAGUUGAUAAAAAAGAUUGGAGAAGGAGGGUUUGGCCAAGUUUACCUUGCAAAAUGGAAACAUGUUCAAGUUGCAGUGAAAUGUGUCAGUAAUUAUGAAGAUGAAGAACAAAUAGAACAAUUCAACGGAGAUGAUAUGGAAGAUGCAUUUGAAAAGGAAGUUUUAUUGUUAAAUAGUUUAAAACAUCCAAAUGUUAUUCACUUUUUUGGAGUUUGUCUUACUCAAACUAAAAAGUUAAUGAUUAUGGAAUAUUUGGAAGGUGGGUCAUUGGAUAGAAUUGUUUCAGAACUUCGUUUAAAAAGAAGGAAAAUGUUAUUGAGAGAAAAGAUUAGAAUAUUGUUUGGUGUUUCGAAUGGAAUGAGUUAUUUACACAAUUUGAAACCUUCAUCUAUUAUUCAUAGAGAUCUCAAGACGGCAAAUAUUCUACUUGAUAAUUACAUGCAACCAAAAGUGUGUGAUUUUGGAUUAUCAAAAUUGAUUGGAAAUAAUAAUUCAACAACAAUGACUACUAAUUUAGGAAGUAUUUUUUAUAUGGCAGAAUUAAUUGGAGAUGGCUAUCAAAAUAUUACAAACAAACUUGAUGUGUACAGUUUUGGAAUUAUCAUGUAUGAACUCUUCUUUGAGGAAAAUCCAUUCCUUAAUCAAAAUUCAAAGAAAAUUCAUCGGUUCUCCUCCAAUUCAUCAUCUUCAUCAAGCUCGUCAGAACAAUCAAUGGAAUUGAAUAGUUUUAGCGUACCUGUUCGAGUAUUGAAUGGAGUUAGACCUAAAAUACCCUUCUCUAAUAUGAUUGAACAAAGACAGUGGAUAUCAGAGUUUAUGAGUGACGAUUAUGACCAUGAAAAGAAGAGUGAUAUGAAAACAAUCAAUGAUUUGUGUAAACUUGUGGAUGAUUAUAUCAUGUUGAUGAAAAUGUGUUGGGAUGUUGAUCCUGAAAAAAGACCAUCUUUUGAUGAAAUAGGACAAUAUUUGGCUGAUGUAAUGUCUAACUAUCAACUUUAAUAUUUAGGUGGGUCUUUUCUUAAUUGUUUUUUGGAGUGGUAGAUUAUCUUGAAUUAGAUUUGGUUUACAAUAGAAUGAAGGUACAUCCAAUUAGGACGAAACAAAGUGCAAAAACUAUGAGUGAUCCCACGAUCAGUGUUACAUUGGAAUCAUUUCUCUUUGUUUUAGUUUGUACUUUGGUAUAUUCUCUCAUUAAAUCAUCAUCAGAAAAUCCAUAAAGCUCAUCAAUAGAUUCAUCAU